Molecule: messenger RNA, 657 nt
Organism: Cantharellus anzutake
Lineage: Eukaryota; Fungi; Basidiomycota; Agaricomycetes; Cantharellales; Hydnaceae
Exons: 1
Source: RefSeq, a predicted model, not a curated record
UCGGACUUUGGUGUAUCUUUGUAUACGCUUGACACGGAUACUGGGGCGCCAGUCCUCAUGCGAAGACAGGGGAGAUGAUCCGUCCAUAUUAUUGAUUUCAGCGCGCGCUUAUGACCAAGCGAGGGGCGUUUAGCUUAGAUCAGCGCUAAUUUGAAUUGUAUUGAAACGCUAUAAUAACGGCCAUCUUCCCAUCUUCCAUUUCCCCCUUUCAAGUCCGCCCCAUGUCUCGCGUGUCUGUGUCCCCCACUGACUUGCCAAUGGUCCCUCGUCAUACACCUUAUGAGAAAAAAGAAAGAGAGAAAAUGUCCAGGUCGAGGAACGGGUGCCUCACCUGCCGCAUCCGGCGCAAGGUGCGUAGCAUAAUGUUCCGCAGUUCCGCAUUCCGCACACUGAAUCGGUAUAUGUCCAGAAAUGCACUGAACUGAAAGAUGCCGAGGGGUCCUGUGAAGCUUGUAGCCGUCUUAGUAUUGAGUGUUUGGGGUAUGCAGAGAAGCGCCCGGCUUGGAUGAAGGUAUCAAGGCCCCUAUGUCUCACUUUCGAUAAAGCUGAUAGGACGAGCACAAACCAAAUUUCGGACGUAGGAUCAUACUAAGCUUGAGGCCUGCAAGAAGGAGAUCAGAUGUUGGUUAGCAGAAAGAGGUUCACAGCGCCCGAAAG